AACCAUACACGCUUUGUUAUUCUGCUUCUAUGCACACUAUGUCUAUCGAUUGCGCAAAGCAACACUCUCACGUUGAAUUUCACUGUUAUUUGUAUGGCCGGCGAUCCAAUCGAUAUCGAUCGAUACGGCACUUCUGGCACUACCCUACAAACCUUAUCUAAUGACACCUAUUAUGAGGAAAUAGGAAACUUUUUUGCUAAAAGCAGCUAUGAACGCUGUUUCCACGCGAUUGCCAACAACUGUAAUUUCAGCACGGUAUUUACCGUAACCCGACCAAGUGAUCGGCUUGCGCUCACGUCGCGACAUCGAUUCUUUUUCAAGAACCAUACACGCUUUGUUAUUCUGCUUCUAUGCACACUAUGUCUAUCGAUUGCGCAAAGCAACACUCUCACGUUGAAUUUCACUGUUAUUUGUAUGGCCGGCGAUCCAAUCGAUAUCGAUCGAUACGGCACUUCUGGCACUACCCUACAAACCUUACCUAAUGACACCUAUUAUGAGGUUGGCAACUCGUCGGAUUUACUGGAACAUGAUCAGGCAGUUUAUGCUCGACAUAACUAUGCCUACUCGCCGAAUGAGAAGAAUAUUUUAUUUUCGGUUGUGGCCAUCGGCGCAAUGGUGGCUGUCUAUCCAGUAAUGUGGCUAAUUCAGGUAGAACUCCUGAGCAAGAUUGUCCAAGAUGGUGUUGGCAUGGAUUGCUCUGAUGGUCGUAGAGUCGCGAGGAGAAAUCCAUUCGUUGAACAACGAGCUGACGACACAAUCGAAACUAGUCCGGCGGAGAGGAAGUUGAUGUUGACGCUCUCCUGCUGA
This is a messenger RNA of Ostertagia ostertagi, 807 nucleotides long. Lineage: Eukaryota; Metazoa; Nematoda; Chromadorea; Rhabditida; Trichostrongylidae. The record is from the annotation of a GenBank genome assembly.